AUGCCGCCCGCCGUCCCGCUGCUGCUGCUACCGUCUCUGUUGCUGCUGGCGGCGGCGCGUCCCGGCGCGUCCCCGCACAGGUACCGGGUCCCGCUGUCCCCGCACCGGCCUACAUUUACAUGUGGAGGAGUUGUAUCUGGAGAGUCAGGGUUUAUUGGGAGUGAAGGAUUUCCUGGCGUCUACCCACCAAACAGCAAAUGUACUUGGAAAAUCACAGUCCCAGAGGGAAAAGUGGUGGUUCUUUCUUUUCGACACUUAGACCUGGAAAGCGACAAUCUGUGCCGAUACGAUUUUGUGGAUAUUUACAGUGGCCAUGCCAACGGACAGCGCAUCGGCAGGUUCUGUGGUACUGUGAAACCAGGUGCCCUUGUGUCCAGCAGCAAUAAAAUGUUGGUGCAGAUGACUUCAGAUGCUAAUACUGCUGGAAGUGGAUUCAUUGCAAAGUUUUCUGCAGCAGAACCACAUGAAAGAGGGGACCAGUACUGCGGGGGACGGCUGGAGAAGCCUUCGGGGACCUUCUACACGCCCAACUGGCCAGAGCGGGACUACCCCGCGGGAGUCACCUGCUCCUGGCACAUCGUGGCUCCGAAGAACCAGGUAAUAGAGUUAAAGUUCGAGAAGUUUGAUGUGGAGAGAGACAACUACUGCAGAUAUGACUACGUUGCAGUGUUCAAUGGUGGGGAAAUCAAUGAUGCUAAAAGAAUUGGGAAGUACUGUGGAGACAGUCCCCCAGCGCCUAUUCUGUCUGAGAAAAAUGAGUUGCUUGUUCAGUUUUUAUCUGAUUUAAGCCUAACAGCUGAUGGUUUUAUUGGCCAUUAUAAAUUUAGACCAAAAAAGUUACCCACAACUACAGCUCUGCCUACAACCACAACAGUCCCUGCUACUUCAAUUGUGAAACCUACAGUUGCCCUGUGCCAGCAGAAGUGUAAAAGGAGUGGGACUCUGGAAAGCAAUUAUUGUUCAAGCAACUUUGUAAUAACUGGAACUGUAAUCACAGCAGUAACACGGGCUGGCAGUCUGCAUGCAACAAUAUCCAUCAUUAAUCUAUAUAAGGAGGGAAAUUUAGCAAUCCAACAAGCUGGCAAGAAUAUGAGUGCCAAGAUUCUUGUUAUGUGUAAGCAGUGUCCUCUCAUCAGGAGAGGUUUAAACUACAUCAUCAUGGGCCAGGUAGAAGAAGAUGGUAGAGGCAAAAUCUUUCCCAACAGCUUUGUCAUGAGCUUUAAAACUAAGAACUCAAAGAUCCUAAAUGCCUUGAAAAAUAAAACAUGUCAAAAUUGAA
This is a messenger RNA of Cinclus cinclus, 1279 nucleotides long. It is a transcript of the gene PCOLCE2, whose product is annotated as procollagen C-endopeptidase enhancer 2. Gene Ontology annotation, molecular function: protein binding. The record is from RefSeq and is a predicted model, not a curated record. The transcript has 10 exons. Lineage: Eukaryota; Metazoa; Chordata; Aves; Passeriformes; Cinclidae. The coding region runs from base 1 to 1278 and encodes 425 amino acids.